AUGACUGGCAAGGCGCUCACUGAUGUUGCUUGUGUGGUAUGGGACAUUGCCAACAAAGUAAUGGCGGUCAAGACCUACACAGCAGAGAGAAAGCCUAACUCCGACGGGAAGCCUGAUGCCAUUGCUGAUUGGACUCCAUCGGAGGAAAAUGUCCAGGUACCGAUGCCUAUGUGGGAUCCAACGAGCCCAGAUGCGGAGAUGCCUGAUUUCUUGACGCCUGAUCUUCACGGCGACGGCCUCUCAGACUUGAUCAUACCGUAUCAGAACGCCAGGGGAAUGCUCGAGCUUUUCCUCUCACAGACAAAUGGUGCUAGGCUGGCUGCGGUUCAAGAAGUCAAGCAGACCAACUUUCCCUGGGUAGUAAAGUCCAAGUUCAUGGCCAUGGACAUAACUGGAACUGGCGUCGCUGACGUUGUCCAAAUCUUCCCCAAUGGCCAGAAUCUGUCCUUUCGCAACUUUCCAGGAGUUACCAAUGAGAGUAAUUCUGGAAGCAUCGGACUGGCAGAUGGCAUCCAGACAGAUACCACCUACGGCUUCGAUAACACGAUUGGUUUCUCCUGA
Messenger RNA from Fusarium odoratissimum NRRL 54006, 561 nucleotides. RefSeq lists its product as uncharacterized. The transcript has a single exon. NCBI's taxonomy places the organism in Eukaryota, Fungi, Ascomycota, Sordariomycetes, Hypocreales, Nectriaceae. Bases 1 to 561 code for a protein of 186 amino acids. The record is from RefSeq and is a predicted model, not a curated record.